Messenger RNA from Rubroshorea leprosula, 630 nucleotides. The record is from the annotation of a GenBank genome assembly. NCBI's taxonomy places the organism in Eukaryota, Viridiplantae, Streptophyta, Magnoliopsida, Malvales, Dipterocarpaceae.
GUAGGAAAAGUGUCGGCACCUUAUUGAGGGUGUUGACACCUUCAUGCUCGACCUCUGCACCUCAUGUUCAACUUCUGCACUUCAUGCUCGGCCUCUGCAGCUCGUGGCUGACCUCAGUAGUGAGUGUUUGAGCUCUACAGCUUGUGCUCAAGUUCUGCACUUCGUGCUCGACCUCGGCAACAAGUGUUUGAGCUUGGAAGCUCGUGUUGGAGCUCUGCACUUCAUGCUUGGCCCCUACACUUUGUGCUCAACCUUUGCAGCUCAUGCUCAUGUUAAGCUUUGCACUUCGUGCUCGGCCUUUGCAGCUCGUGCUUCAGCAUCCCGCACCUCGGACUUCUGCAUUUUGCAACUCGUGAUUCAGCAAUUAUCAUUUUGGACUUCUACACUUCACAGCUCAUACUCGAGCAAGAUGCUUGCAGCUCAUGCUCCAGCAUUUCGCAGCUCGUGCUCAAGCAAGAUGCUUGCAACUCCUCAUUGUCGAACUUGAGUAAUGGAGCCCAGCCAUAGUCAGCCCGGCCAUAACUGCUUAGUCUUCUUCUGUCAUUGGAACCAUAGGCUCUUGUUUCCUAGCAGGUGAUUGGAUUCUCACUUAAGUGGCUUCAGGCUACGAAAGAAAGGAUGACAAUAUUG